Molecule: messenger RNA, 1775 nt
Organism: Entelurus aequoreus (snake pipefish)
Lineage: Eukaryota; Metazoa; Chordata; Actinopteri; Syngnathiformes; Syngnathidae
Product: zinc finger protein 37-like
Exons: 3
Coding region: 568-1599 (343 amino acids)
Cellular component (GO): nucleus
Source: RefSeq, a predicted model, not a curated record
GGGUAGCGACGACAACAAUAGAGCGUUGUGGCUUGGAAGUUGGCGUUAAAUCCUUCAUUUCGGCAUUUUUACUUAUUCGCAUAUCGUGUGAAAAAACGAAAAUGUAUUAUUUGCGUCAGACCUGUCUCAGUGAACUUUAAAGCUUCUCAGGCUUAGCUUAGCUUGCUAGUUAGCUUAGCCUGCGCGCUACUAAGUAAGAGACGCGGAAGUUAUCAACAACAAGAUCAAAGUGUUAGUGUAUAAAUGUGUAAAUUACAUAUCCUGAGAGUGUCGGUAAAUUAGCCACUAAUCGCGGCUGUUGAAGAGAUACGACAUGGAACUUUCUCCAACAGAAGAGAAGGAGCGACAACAUCAACUACUGGACGCAGUUUUCAAGAAGAUCAAGUUGUGUUACACAGAACAGAUGAAGAAUGACUCAUAGUCCUCACAAAGAAAAGCGGGGUGGAAGCAAGCGUCUUUUCGUGUCGUUCUUGCCAUUUACGGGUCUAAAUUGGCUGCCAAAGUGUACGAACUUGUCGGAAUACGUCUCCAUCCUUCUACUUUCCAGAACAUAUUCUCCCCGAGCGGAUGAUGGAGCAGAAAGAGCCACGGCCGCCCUACUUUAAAGAGAAAGAGGAGGAGCCACAGCCUCACUAUAUUAAAGAGGAAGAGGAUGAGCCACGGCCCACCCACAUCAAAGAGGAAGUGUCACAUUCGCCCCACUUUAAAGGGGAAGAGCCACAUCCUCCACAUAUUAAAGAAGAAGAGAAGUCGCAGCCCCCUCACUUUAAAGAGGAGGAGGUGGAACGCCGCCUCAGUCGGGAGGGAGAGUAUCUUGAAGGGCGGGAGGAGUUCCCGUUGACUGACAUUGUGAAGAGUGAAGAUGAUGAGGUUAAAAGUGAAAGUGAGGAGGAGAGAGAGGCGGAGCCUCCAAGCAGCAGCUCAACUCAACACAUGACAACAGAAGCUGAUGGAGACCACUGUGGAGGAUCACAAGCAGACAAGCUCUUAGCUCCACUGUCAGAUAGUGACGACACGACCUCACACUCUCCUGACACUGAUGAGGAAGACUCUACAGCUGACACGACAUGUCACACCGACAACACACACUUCAAAUGUUCUCACUGUGACAAAACCUUUAAUUACCAUUGUCAUUUGAAAAGAGACACGAGAACGCACACCGGGGAAAAACCUUUCACGUGCUCAUUUUGCAGCAAAAGAUUCUCCCUGAAACAACAUUUGACAAUACACUUGAGGAUGCACACCGGAGAGAAACCCUUUUCCUGUUCUAUAUGCAGAAAAGGUUUCGUGCAGAAAGAUAAGAUCGAAAGACACAUGAGAUUGCACACCGGGGAAAAACCGUUUAUGUGUUCAUUCUGCGAUAAAAGCUUCGUACAAAGUCAACAUUUGAAAGUGCACGUAAGAACGCACACCGGCGAAAAACCUUUCGCCUGUUCAAAGUGCAACAGGAGCUUUUGUGACCGGUCCACACUUGUAAGACACGUGAGAACACACACGGGUGAGAAAGUGUUCAGUUGCAGCGUGUGUGACGAGAGAUUCUCUUAUCAGUACCAGUGUAAGAAACACAAGUGUGCUGGUGACAACUGCAGCAGCAAAUGAAGCCGCAGCAUUUUAGGAUAAGAGAGGAUGGACUUUAAAGGGUGGAGUGCCAUCUCUGGGUUGGGGAGGAGAUCUUGCCCCAAGUGGAGGAGUUCAAGUACCUCAGAGUCUUGUUCACGAGUGAGGGAAGAGUGGAUCGUGAGAUCGACAGGCGGAUUGGUGCAGGGUCUUCAGUA